AUGAAGGAAUCAUUCAAAGUGUGUUUCUGUUGUGUAAGAAGCUUCAAAGUGAAAACAAGCGAGCCACCUCAGGAAAUCAAGACACUCUUCGAGGAUUACUCCGGAGACGGCAGGAUGUCUGUAGAUGAGAUGCUCAGGUUCGUCAUCCAAGUUCAAGGAGAAAAACACGCUGAUUCAAACUACGUGAAGGAUAUUUUCCACAGGCUCAAACAUCACGGCGUUUUCCACCCUCGUGGGAUCCAUCUUGAAGGAUUCUACCGUUAUCUCCUAAGCGAUUUCAACUCUCCGUUGCCUCCUUCAGGCGAGGUUUGGCAAGAUAUGAAUCAGCCUUUGUCUCAUUACUUCUUGUACACGGGACAUAACUCUUACUUGACUGGGAAUCAACUCAACAGUAGAAGCAGCACAGGACCGAUUGUGAAAGCACUUAGAAGUGGAGUUCGUGUCAUCGAGCUUGAUUUAUGGCCUAACUCUUCUGGAACCGAAGCUGAAGUUCGUCAUGGCGGGACGUUAACAAGUAGAGAAGAUCUGCAGAAAUGUCUUAACGCUGUAAAGGAGAACGCGUUUGAGGUGUCUGAGUAUCCUGUUGUACUUACCUUAGAAGAUCAUUUGCCUCCAGAUCUUCAGAAGAAAGUCGCUAAGAUGGUGAGUAAGACUUUUGGAGGAACAUUGUUUCGAUGUACGGAUGAAUAUAAAGAGCGUUUUCCUUCACCAGAAGCACUCAAGAACAAGAUCUUGAUCUCAACAAAGCCACCAAAAGAGUAUCUUCAGACCCAAGUCUCUCAAAGUGCAACAACAGAUGAAUCCGUAAAAGCUAAAAAAGUUGCAGAUGCAGAAGAACUGAUUCAAGAAGAAGAUGAGGAGACUGUAGCGAUAGAAUACAGAGACUUGAUCUCAAUUCACGCUGGGAACCGCAAAGGAGGGUUAAAGAACUGCUUGAACGGGGAUCCUAACCGAGUCGUACGGUUAAGCAUGAGCGAGCAGUGGCUAGAAACUCUGGCUAAAAACCGUGGAUCCGAUUUAGUGAAGUUCACGCAAAGAAAUAUUCUGAGGAUAUUUCCAAAGACUACACGUUUUGACUCAUCAAACUAUGAUCCACUCGUUGGAUGGAUUCAUGGUGCUCAAAUGGUUGCCUUCAAUAUGCAAAGUCAUGGGAGGUUCUUGUGGAUGAUGCAAGGAAUGUUUAAAGCCAAUGGUGGAUGUGGUUAUGUUAAAAAGCCUGAUGUUUUGCUCUCCAAUGGUCUUGGAUGUGAAAGUUUUGACCCUUCCAGUAAAAGUCUCCAGAUCAAGACAGUACUUAAGGUAAAGAUCUACAAUGGAGAAGGAUGGAAUCUGGAUUUUCCUCAAGAUUAUUUUGAUAGAUACUCUCCUCCUGAUUUCUACGCAAAGAUCGGAAUCGCAGGGAUACCUUUAGACACAACGAGUUACAGAACAGAAACAGACACAGACGAAUGGUUUCCAGUUUGGGACAAAGAGUUCGUGUUCCCAUUGCGUGUUCCCGAGUUAGCGCUUUUGUAUAUCACAGUCAAAGACUACGACAGUAACACUCAGAACGAUUUUGCCGGACAGACAUGUCUUCCGUUGUCGGAGAUCAGGCCCGGAAUUCGUGCCGUCCGGCUCCAUGAUCGUGCCGGAGAGGUCUUGAAGCACGCGAGACUGCUCGUGCGGUUUGUCUUGGAGCCUCGUUAGACGUUUUGUUGAUGUUACGUCAAUAAAUGAAGUGUCCUACUAAGUCACAGGAUAAGUAGAAAUGAAAAAAAAAUAACUGUUUAAGAUCAGUAAAUUUGUAAAAUGUGUGAUUAUUGUUUUAACAAUUUGUUCAAGUUGAUAAUAAAAUUUGUUUUAAGCA
Messenger RNA from Brassica rapa (field mustard), 1846 nucleotides. RefSeq names its product phosphoinositide phospholipase C 1-like. Gene Ontology annotation, biological process: lipid metabolic process; release of sequestered calcium ion into cytosol; phosphatidylinositol-mediated signaling. Gene Ontology annotation, cellular component: plasma membrane. Gene Ontology annotation, molecular function: phosphatidylinositol-4,5-bisphosphate phospholipase C activity. The record is from RefSeq and is a predicted model, not a curated record. Lineage: Eukaryota; Viridiplantae; Streptophyta; Magnoliopsida; Brassicales; Brassicaceae.